This is a messenger RNA of Pseudopodoces humilis (Tibetan ground-tit), 492 nucleotides long. RefSeq names its product prepronociceptin (gene PNOC). The record is from RefSeq and is a predicted model, not a curated record. Gene Ontology annotation, molecular function: opioid receptor binding. Gene Ontology annotation, cellular component: plasma membrane; axon terminus; neuronal cell body. Gene Ontology annotation, biological process: neuropeptide signaling pathway; chemical synaptic transmission; sensory perception. Lineage: Eukaryota; Metazoa; Chordata; Aves; Passeriformes; Paridae.
AUGAGGGCCGUGCUCUGGGACCUGCUGCUGCUGUGCCUCUUCGCCCGCGCGCGCGGCGACUGCCGCGGCGACUGCCUGCACUGCGACCGCCAGCUCUACCGCGACAGCUUCGACGUCCUCAUCUGCAUCCUGGAGUGCGAAGGCCAAGCGGUGCCCAGGGCCACCUGGGAGCUGUGCGCGGCCACCGCCGGCCGAGCCGCCCCGCGGCCGCGCCGCCCGGACGCCGAGAGGGCCGCGCCGGGCGCCUUCCCGCAGCCUCGCCGGGAGGAGGAGGAGGAGGAAGAGCGGGAGGACAUUUCCCGGCGGCUGGGAGCGGGCCGGGCGGCCAAGGGGGUGCAGAAGCGGUACGGGGGCUUCAUCGGGGUGCGCAAGUCGGCGCGGAAGUGGAACAACCAGAAGAGGUUUAGCGAGUUCCUGAAGCAGUACCUGGGCAUGGCGCCGCGCUCCAGUGAGUACGGCCCGGGCGGCGCCGGCCGGAACAACGAGAUCUGA